Messenger RNA from Musca domestica (house fly), 654 nucleotides. Its product is annotated as ejaculatory bulb-specific protein 3. Lineage: Eukaryota; Metazoa; Arthropoda; Insecta; Diptera; Muscidae. Bases 144 to 512 code for a protein of 122 amino acids. The transcript is spliced from 2 exons. The record is from RefSeq and is a predicted model, not a curated record.
UGCAUUAAAAACUGGACUCUGGCUCAAGAAUAAGAAUGCCAUUUGAAAGUCAAAAUAUAAAAAGCGUUUAAUUUGGAAUUGGCAAUUUAUUCGGUGAUUUGCCGUUAACGGAAUUAGACAGAGAAAUACAGUCUUUCCCAACCAUGAAAUUCAUUAGCGUUGCCUUCUUGGUGGUUGCCACUUUGGUGGCCUCGAUUGCCGCCCAAGAUAAAUACACAACCAAAUACGACAACAUCAAUGUCGAUGAGAUUCUCUCCUCGGAUCGUCUUUUGAAUAAUUAUUUCAACUGUCUCAUGGAUCGUGGCAGUUGCACUCCCGAUGCCCAGGAACUGAAGAAGGCCAUUCCCGAUGCCCUGAAAACCGAGUGCAGUAAAUGCAGCGAAAAGCAAAAGAAGGUCAUCGACAAGGUCUGUCACUUUUUGAUCGAAAAGAAACCCGACCACUGGAAGGAACUCCAGGCUAAAUAUGAUCCCCAGAAUAUCUACUACAACAAAUACAAGAGUCACAUCUAAGUGUGUGGCAAUAGAAGUGAUGAAUUUAGAGAGUGAAAUGGAAAAAGAGGAGGAGGCUAACAUCGAUUUGCAGGAAGAAGGAAUAAUUGUUUAUUGAUUUCGGUUUUUAUUAAAUAAAAUUUGGCUAAUAAACAAAAAAAAA